This is a messenger RNA of Lingula anatina, 1197 nucleotides long. Its product is annotated as putative G protein-coupled receptor 139. NCBI's taxonomy places the organism in Eukaryota, Metazoa, Brachiopoda, Lingulata, Lingulida, Lingulidae. Gene Ontology annotation, cellular component: plasma membrane. Gene Ontology annotation, molecular function: G protein-coupled receptor activity. Gene Ontology annotation, biological process: G protein-coupled receptor signaling pathway. The record is from RefSeq and is a predicted model, not a curated record.
AUGGGAGAUCUGGAUGACUUUUUUCUUUCAUUUGAAGACCAAAUGAUGUACGGGACAGAAAAUCUCACCGCCAUUCACAGCAUCGCAGCUAACAAGGAAUGGCCAAACGCAUCAGUUGAAGAGACGUCACAAGAGACCGCGGACCCGCCUAUCUUGAUCCACGGGAGGAGGUUCUAUGCGGUAGUGACACCUAUAAUUAUCGUCCUUGGUUUGGCGGGAAAUCUGAUAUCAUUGUGCGUAUUUAAGAACAGGAAGCUCCGCGUGUUGGGGGCAAGUCAGUACCUCAUAGCUCUGUCCAUAUCGGAUCUUUCGGUUUUGAUAAUCUACGUUUUAUUCGACUGGAUAACCAAAGGACUCCCGUACCUGGGACACGAUUUAACCAUCCGCAUAUUAGCCCUGAACGGCGUCUGCCACGUGUUCCUAUUCUUUUCCUAUUGGUUCCGGUUCAUCUCGGUGUGGAUUAUAGUGACCUUCACCAUUGAGCGGUACAUUGGAGUAUGUAAACCUCUCCAGAAGAUCAAGAUGAGCACCACGAGGAACGCAAGGAAGACCAUUAUCUUCUGCACGCUGCUCGGGGCCUGUCUCAGCCUGUGGAAACCUCUGAUGAGUGGCGUGUUCAUCAACGAGGAGCACAACGUGGCCGUGUGCACGCACGACGCCGCUCACAAAUUCACCUCUUUCGUCUUGGACAUCAUCUUCGCUCUCAGCAUCACCUUGGUCCCCGUCAUCAUCAUCACCGUGCUCAACAUCGCCAUGGUGAGGAAUCUGGUCACGCGGUUUCGAGGCGAGGCGGUCAAGGACGUCAUGAAGGUCAACAAUGCCACGAACAAACUGCGCAUGGAGAUGACGUGCAUGCUACUGGUCCUCUCCACGUGCUUUGUGGCGCUGAGCAUCCCCUACUUGAUCACGUGGUGUUACCAUAUGUAUACGACGUUUGAAUCCAAGCAACGCGACUUUAAAUACAUGCGUGGCGUGUUGUACAUUACACGAACUAUAUUUUACGUUAAUUACUGCAUUAACUUUUUCCUGUACAGUUUGACUGGCGCUUGCUUCAGGCAGCAUCUUGCCAUGAUGUUUUGUGGCCGAAGAAUGUACUCUCCUGCAGCGAGCGUCAAGACGAGGAGCUUCUCUCGCAGCUCGGGCACACGUAUGACCACCUUAUCGUUAAAUGUCAACAACCUGGACACUUUUGUUUGA